Messenger RNA from Gasterosteus aculeatus aculeatus (three-spined stickleback), 6507 nucleotides. It is a transcript of the gene rlf, whose product is annotated as RLF zinc finger. NCBI's taxonomy places the organism in Eukaryota, Metazoa, Chordata, Actinopteri, Perciformes, Gasterosteidae. Gene Ontology annotation, cellular component: nucleus. The record is from RefSeq and is a predicted model, not a curated record. Gene Ontology annotation, molecular function: DNA binding; DNA-binding transcription factor activity, RNA polymerase II-specific. Gene Ontology annotation, biological process: regulation of transcription by RNA polymerase II.
GCCAAAUGUUUGGUCAAGUUAAACAUUAUUGUUCAAUUUGCAACAUAUAAAAGAAAACUUCACGAUCAAGGGGAGUUGAAGGAGGGGAGAACACCCUCUUUAUGAAUAUUCGGACAGCACUUGAACGCGGCGUCAGACUGCACUGCAUACGCGCCGUGGCGGAGUGCGAAGAUGGCGGAGAAUAAUGUCGAACCAGAGCACGAAUGGAGCGACCGGGCCCUAGAUGCGGCCGAUGACACUCUGGUUGCAAUGGAAACCCUGCUGGCCACACUGAGAGCCUUUGAAGACGUACUCAGGCAACAGGAAAUAUCCAUAGCAUCUUCCACGGAGUACUGCGACAACUUCUGUCAGGCACUGAUGCACUAUGCUGGGAGCAGGAACUCCAUGGAACAUGGUCUGCCUCUUCUCGAGGUCUACUGUCUGUCCAUUAACUGUUUUGCCGCGGCCCGAUCUCACCUCACCGCAGAGUCGGACCGAGUGGCCCUUGUUCUGAAGAGACUAGCUUUGAGCUGUUUUGAGCUGCUGCUGUCAGUGCCUGAGAAUGAAAUCCCAUAUCAAGCCUGGGUUCAGUUCCACCACUCUGUUCAGAUUGCCCAUGAUACCUUGCUACAGUACGGAAGCACAGACCUCCAAGCUUUACUCCAGAUCACGGGAGAGGGAGGAGCCUGGAGCAACCCCGUCCUUACAUCUCUCCUCACCGGUCAGCCAACCAACCCACAAGAAGUUGAUGCAUACAUCAGCUUGGAGGGCGAGGGCUUCAUGGAGAUGCGGGUCAAGCACCUGGAGAAGAUGGGCGAAGUGGCCAAGGCGGUGGUGCUGGCCAAAGCUUGCACCGAAUGCAGCGUCAUCUCCAACCAAGCUACCUUCCGUCAAACAUUUGUCUCCCUGCUUUGUCACCUGCUGCCCAACGAAGAGGCCAUCAUGGAGAUAUCCAGACUCGACUGCAAGGAUGUGCUGGAGAUCACGUGUAAUUUGGAGACUGAGGGGGAGGAGAACACCGCCUUCAUCUUGUGCACAACUUUCCUGACACAGCAGCUUCAGCAGCAGAGCCUUUACUGCUCCUGGGAGUUGACUCUGUUGUGGAGUAAGCUUCAGAAGAGGAUCGACCCCUCGUCGAUGUCUCUUCUGGAACGGUGCCUUCAGCUAGGUGCUAUUGCCAAAACCGUGCACCAUUUGCUUUGCCUGGUCCGUGUCAUUCAGACUGAGACGGAGGAAAUAGGGGUACCUGCCUCAGUAGAACUUUGCGUCAAGGCCCUUCAACUUCCAAAGCAGGACGACUCUGAAUCGAGGAUCUCUGUCUGUAAGUCUGUGUCCUGCCUACUUCCACGGGACCUCGAAGUAUCGCGAGCCUGCCUACUCACAGAGUUCCUGAUUGGCCCCAGCCAGGACAUCUUUGGGUCCCUUCGGGAGCUAUACCUACGCCCAGACCAGAAGUAUGACCAGGAAAAUGAGAUCAUUCCCAACUCACUACGCUGCGAGCUGCUCCUAGCUCUGAAAGCAUACUGGCCCUUUGACCCCGAAUUCUGGGACUGGAAAACUCUAAAGUAUCACUGCAUCUCCCUUCUGGGGUUGAUGUCACAGUCCGAGGGAGAAGAAGAAGAAGAAGAAGGAGAGGAAGAAGAAGUUGUAGACAAAAAAGACACUGGUAAACAACACAACCCACGGGGAAUCACAGUGAAAGUAGAAUCUGAGUAUGAAAGGUCGAUGAAUGGAAGUGUCGAUGGUCACGAGCAGCUUGAGGAAACGCAGUCUUCCGAGUUGGCAGACAUUCCAGGUGAUUCAGAGACAAAGAAGCCCAGGUUCUGCUGUCAGAUAUGCAAGCGAUCGAUCGCUGACACCCAAAUCGUUCACCACUCCAAAAGGCACGCAGGGGACGACAGCCACCCCUGCCCCCUCUGCCUCGUGAACUUUAAGAGAAGGAGGGAUCUCGUUCCUCAUCUGAAGGACCAUGUGCAGAGCGAAACGCACGAGAACAGCGUGAAGAAGGAGGACGGUCAGAGGCGGCCGGAUGAGGACGACGAUAUUGAACCCGGUGAGAUCACCGUUGACCCUUCCUUAAUGCAGUAUUAUGAAUCCACGCAUGAUCCAGACGUGCUGCACCACAUCGUGCAACAAGCCAAAACCGUGAAGGAGAACAACGUGGACAAUGACGAGCACGUGACGUUCGAAUACAUCGACCAACACUUCAGUGUGCAGAACCGGGAGGAGUACCCGUGUCCAGGAACCGGGUGCCCUCGGACUUUUAAGCAUUCCAAGUACUUGUACGUGCAUUUGAAGUCGGAGCACAAAGGCGACGACAAUGUGAAACAUUUCCAUCAGGUGAGGGACAUGCGGGAGAAGUGUGUUUUUUGUAGACGGCAUUUUGUCUCCGCCUACCAUCACCGCAAACAUCGAAGAGUUCACUACGGGGAUCGGCCUUACACGUGCGUGAUCAUGGGUUGCGGCGCUCAGUUUAAGACUUCCAAUGAACUUGUCACGCACAAGCACACCCAUGGCUACCACCUCCACUACCAGUGUGAGCUCAAAGACUGUUACGUCACCUACUCCGACCUGGGGCAGAUCUAUCACCACGAGGCGCAGCAUUUCAGAGACGCAGCGUUUACCUGCUCCAGCGCCAAAUGUGGCAAAUACUAUUUGUCCAAAAAGGAAUUCAUGAAACAUUUAUCCACACACAACAUCACCUUCUCCGAGGAAGACUUUGAGGCACAGAGGAAGGCAAAGCGGAAACUCCUCAAGGCGGUUACUGAAGCCACGGUCCACUCUAAUAAGCCAGAUGCAGAAGUGGCGGUAAAGGUCGAAACCCCGAGCGCUUCUGCAGUAAGUUGUGCCUCCUCUCUGCCGGCGCCUCAAAGCAACGAGCCCAAAGACGCAGGAAAUGACGGCAAGGAGCCCAAAACCACGGUGACCUUGGUCGCUGUGUGCUUUGAUGGGAGUAAGUUCACCUGUGGGUUUGAGAAGUGCGGCAUGACUUUCUCCAGAGCCAGAGACGUCCAGAGGCAUCUGAAAUGCGCCCACCCAGAACACCUUAAACUGGAGAACAAAGAGCACAAACACGACAAAGAGCGCUUCUCAAAGUCCAAAGGGGCAAAGGCUAAAACGGAGCCAGACAGUAAGCAGAGGGGAAGGGAGGAGGACACGAUUCCACCUCAACCCACGGAGGCCGACAAAGAAAGAAAAGAAAGCAACGACACAAACUCUUUGUGCCUUCAGGCUGAAAAAGAUGUCCUGACUGAAAUUCUCGUUGGGCUCGGCAAGCUGGACCUGAACUCCCCAUCGCCUGGCAGUCCGAAAAGCGAGGCGCCUCAGUCCAACCCAGAGUCCCCUGCAUCGGAAAUCUCUCCGGCAACCAUGGCGAGGCCCCCUGUGGUGCUGAUUCAGCAGAAGUCCCACCCUGAGGAAAAAGUGACAGUCCAAAUGGAAACGGCCACAGCCGCCGAUGGAGAAGGCAGCGGUGAACCAUUAGCCGCCGCUAAGCCCUACGUCUGCGAGAUGAAAGGUUGCGACUUUAGGACCGCUCAGAGCUACAGCUUACGGCGACACUACAACACCAAACACGGCCGCACGGUCGAGCAGGCCAAGCGGCUGACUUCUUUGAGCACAACGUAUUUCAAGCCUUAUGUGUGCCAGAUUUGUUCCAAGAGUGUCAGAGAGAAAAAUGCUUUGAGGACCCACUAUAUUCAGAAACAUAAACUAAGUGAGACUCUGGUGGAAAAAAUAAGCUGUACAUCAACAUGGUUUGAGGGCAAAAAAGACCCUAAAAAAACUGCACCUCAGCACUUGAAAGUAUGGAAGAAAGACGUCCCCAAGCUGCACAGCCAAGAGGGAAAAGGCCCGUCCCGGGUUAGCGAAAAUGGACAAAACUUGGACAAUCAUUCUCCCUCUGAGGAGGAAGGCGAGGAGGAAUCAGAGGGAAAGGAGAGAGACGACGAGCAGAGGGGAAAAAGUGAGGACUCGACCACACAACAGGUCCGAACCACCAGACGCCUGGUAGCCAAAGGUAAUCUCUGCUACAUACUGGACAAAUUCAGUAAACCCUUCCAUUGUGUGGCAAAAAACUGCGACGCUGCUUUUUCCACCCAGGGGGGCCUGGUACGCCACCUCCAGCUGAUCCACCAUUACAAUCGCUCUCAGCUCCUGCUAGAAAAGGACAUCGACGCGAAUCCCAGUCUGGAAGCCCGAAAGGAGCCUGCCAAGAAGAGGCCUCCCCCGAACUCUGAUGAACCUCAGCCCCAGUACAAGUGUCACUUUGCCAACUGCCACGCUUCCUACCACCUAAAAAGCAGCUUAGUGCGUCACACUCGCGAUUCGCACUCCCAGCCGCCAGAGCCCAUAAGGUGCGAUUUCGAAGGCUGCACGAGGGCGUUCAGCCACGACAGUGCGCUUAAAAAACACACACUCUAUAGUCACUGCGAGUACUACGACUCGCUGGUGGUGCGUCUGCAGAGCACUCACAAAAAGUCCAUCAGCGGAUGCCAAAAGAAGCUCAUCGUCGCCCCACAGAGUCCUCAGAGAGAAGAGCCCGCUUCUGACGCCUCACGGGCGGGGGGAUCUAGUCCGCCCGCCGACGGGACUCCUCGGUCAGAGGAGGACGGGGAGAAGGUGGUGGAGAAGGAGGAGGGCGGCGAGGAGGAAAAGGCGGAGGUGACGUCGGCGGAGAAAGUGCCGAAAGAGACGAGAACUUACAGCCGUUACGUCUUCAGAUCUCACGAAGAAGCGCUGCAGAUGUGCCAGGAUCGCUGUAUGCGCGCUGCCUACCCGUGCAUGGUCCAGGAUUGCGACUCGGUGGUCACGUACUUGAAGAGCUUGCACCGGCACUACCUGAGGGUUCACGGCAUGCGGCCCCUCGAGCUUUCCAGACAUAAAGAGGAGCUGGUCUUCAACGCCGAGCAGCUGGAGGAAUUGAUUCAGAGGAAGUCCGCCAGGCCACCGGCCCCAGGAGCGUGUUCCCCGAGUGGAGUCCACAAAAUGGAGUAUCAGGCGGAGCCGGAAAACCCGGGCGGGCUGCCAUCCCCCGUGAGCUUACACCCCGUCAAGGCAGACGCACAAGAGGAGGCUAAUUGUGAUCCACAGGGGUUCCCCCAGGUGCAGGAGGAGGAGGAAAAAGGAGAGGAGACGACGACGACGCUGCUGCCGCCGCCCGUGGAGACAAAUGGCGUCCUCGUUGGCGCGGACGAGGUGCUGUACGGCGAGCCGAGCACAGGCGGGGACCCCGAGGACACUUCCGCAGCCACGCUGAGCAGCCAGAAACCAGAGGAGAGACUAAGCUUGGAUAAGAUCAAACCGCUCCUCCGUCCCCUCACUGUUGACCUCUCUCCGCCGUGCUCGCUGCGCUUUACCCCCGAGGACGUCGUCCAAGACGGCGGCAAGGCGUCGAGCUGCUCGGCCCCGCCGCCACCGAUGCCCCCGCCGCCCCCUCCUGUCCGGCAGCCGUUAAAACGGAAAAACGAGUUGUCCGAACCGCCUUCGAACCUGAAGGAGCCUCUGCCUCGCAGCCCUGCCAACAUCACCGCCUACAAGCCGACCGGCUUCGAGUCCUCAUUCCUGAAGUUCAUACAGGAGACGAGCUCGAAGGACAAAGGCGCGGCGGCGGUCAGGCGGCGGGACUCGUUCAGACGCAGUUGUUCCGUCAAGGAGAACAACCAGCUGGGAGUCUCCCACACCCGCAGCAGGCGCACCCAUUCCCUCUUGCUGAAGCCUCACACUAUAACCGGCGACGUCACAUCGAUCCAAAACUUGAAGUCCAUCUUGGACAAAGCGCUGGCGGGGUGCGGGGACCUGGCCAUCAAGCAGCUUCAGUACCUCAGACCCGUGGUGGUCCUGGGGAGGCCAGUGUGCAGCGCCACCCUGCCCGACCUCUUCCCGUCGGACAGCAACAGCAGCAAGCUGCUUCUUGGAAGUUAGUUGAACUGAGCACCUUUUAACAUAUGACAAAUUGCUUUGUAUUUUCACAUUCUCUACCAGUAAUUAUAUUUCUCCCAAAAAUAUUAGUAUUGGCUAUUUUUUCUUUUUUUUUUUAAGUUGUCAAAUUUAGUGCUAAUAACAUUUAUAUAAUUAUAUUAAGAUAACAAGCUUCAACAGUGCACAUUUUUAGAAAUGUUAUAUGAAAGCAUUCAAAUAACACCUGUUGUUAUAAUAACUCACUAUGAAAGUGUAUAUACUGUAGUUAUUCAUGAUGUACAGAUUUUCAGAUCGUUAGAAUUGUUGAGUAGUGUAUUGCAAGGCCUUCUCAGUUGUGUGAAAAUGUGACUAAAACAGACACUUCCUGAUUAAAAAAAUGACUCAUGGAAUAUGUUUGAAUAUUUUUCACUUAAGUUUGUAUUAAAUCAGUGUUUGGAUGCAGCGGACAGAUAAUGGCAGACAUGUAUCUGACACGUUUUAAUGAAUUACAUGUUGAAAAAUAGUCCUUUACUCUUAUGUAAGUAACUUGUUUUGUAUACAAAGUAAUUAUGAAAUUGUAGCAUAGGAGCUGUUUGCUAAAUUGAAAAUACACUCAAGUAAUUUAAAAUA